AGGUUCUCCCCUGAUGUGCUGAACCGUCCAUCCUGUCAGGGCUGCUGUGUCUGAAGGUGAGGAGCAGCCGGCCGGCUGGGGGCUUUGAAGAGGAACACUCCCGGAUCUCCCUGGCUCACCGCCUGCCAUUCGGUUCUGGGUGGCGUUCCGAGUCUGGCUGGGGCCACCAUGGGGUUCCUCUGAGCCCCCGGAGCGAGCUUCAGGUGUGACUGGUGGUGCUGCUCCUCACGGACAAUGUGGCUCAUACUCCAGAGGAGCCUGUCCUUGUUCCCCGCUCUCCAAGUGCCUGAGCUGGCUGCAGGCCGGGACCUUUGCCUCGUGCUCUGGGUUCUGAGCCUGGCUGUUGUACAGAUGGAUGGCCAGCUCUACUCGCCGACUGUCAACACACACUAUGGAAAGCUACGAGGGGUCCGGGUUCCACUGCCUAGUGAGAUUCUGGGUCCCGUGGAUCAGUACCUGGGGGUGCCGUAUGCAGCCCCGCCCAUUGGGGAAAAGAGGUUCAUGCCCCCGGAGCCCCCCUCCUCUUGGUCUGGAAUAAGGAAUGCUACCCACUUCUCACCGGUCUGUCCUCAGAACAUCCACAGUGCAGUCCCCGAGAUCAUGCUGCCCAUCUGGUUCACCUCCAAUUUGGACAUAGUCGCCACGUACAUCCAGGACCCCAACGAGGACUGCCUGUACCUCAACAUUUACAUUCCCACCGAGGAUGUAAAACGGAUUUCCAAGGAAUGCGCCCGAAAGCCCAACAAGAAAAUGUGUAGGAAAGGAGGAGCCAGCGCUAAGAAACAGGGCGAGGACUUAGCGGAUAAUGAAGGGGACGAAGAUGAAGACAUCCGCGACAGCGGGGCCAAGCCCGUGAUGGUCUAUAUCCACGGUGGCUCCUACAUGGAGGGCACAGGGAACAUGAUUGACGGCAGCAUCCUGGCCAGCUACGGCAACGUCAUCGUCAUCACCCUCAACUACCGCGUGGGCGUGCUAGGCUUCCUGAGCACUGGGGACCAGGCGGCCAAAGGGAACUACGGGCUGCUGGACCAGAUCCAGGCGCUGCGCUGGGUCAGCGAGAACAUCGCUUUCUUUGGGGGCGACCCGCUGCGCAUCACCGUCUUCGGCUCGGGCAUCGGCGCCUCCUGCGUCAGCCUGCUCACGCUGUCCCACCACUCGGAAGGUCUCUUCCAAAGAGCCAUCAUCCAGAGCGGCUCUGCCCUCUCCACCAGCCUGCUGGCCGACAAGGUGGGCUGCAACGUGCUGGACACAGUGGACAUGGUGGACUGUCUGCGGCAGAAGAGCGCCAAGGAGCUGGUGGAGCAGGACAUCCAGCCAGCCCGCUACCACGUGGCCUUCGGGCCUGUCAUUGAUGGGGACGUCAUCCCAGACGACCCGGAGAUCCUGAUGGAGCAGGGCGAGUUCCUGAACUAUGACAUCAUGCUGGGGGUGAACCAGGGGGAGGGGCUGAAGUUUGUGGAGGGCGUGGUGGACCCUGAGGACGGCGUGUCGGGCAGUGACUUUGACUACUCCGUCUCUAACUUUGUGGAUAACCUGUAUGGCUACCCCGAGGGGAAGGACACCUUGCGGGAGACCAUCAAGUUCAUGUACACAGACUGGGCAGACAGGGACAACCCUGAGACACGCCGCAAAACCCUGGUGGCCCUGUUCACGGACCAUCAGUGGGUGGAGCCUCGCUAUGGCUCCCCAACCUACUUCUACGCCUUCUACCACCACUGCCAGAGCCUCAUGAAGCCCGCCUGGUCGGAUGCUGCCCAUGGAGACGAGGUGCCUUACGUCUUCGGGAUCCCCAUGAUCGGCCCCACCGACCUCUUCCCCUGCAACUUCUCCAAGAAUGACGUGAUGCUCAGUGCCGUGGUCAUGACCUACUGGACCAACUUCGCCAAGACUGGAGAUGGGCACUUCUGCAGUCUUCUGGACUCUCUCCCGACUUCCAUGACUUGUCAGAGAUGAUGGCUAGAGGCUCAGCUACCU
Molecule: messenger RNA, 1974 nt
Organism: Pelodiscus sinensis (Chinese soft-shelled turtle)
Lineage: Eukaryota; Metazoa; Chordata; Testudines; Trionychidae
Source: RefSeq, a predicted model, not a curated record